CAACCCGCCAGUAAACCGGAAAAAGAAAACGACAACGAACGGACACAAUCUAAUCGUAAAUAGUUUAAAUGUGUGUUAAACCCUCAAUUUCUACGUUUGUACCCAUUCGUUCAUCGUAUGAAAAAACAAAAGUUGAUUUAUUAUUUGCGUCAGGAAAAAAUCGACUCGUCUCAGUGAACUUGAAAAGCUUCUCAGGCUAGCUUGGCUUGCUAGUUAGCUUAGCUUGUUAGCUGCCGACAAAGAGACUCGGACUUUAUCAACACAUCGCGAAGCAAAUGUGAGUGUAAAGUGUCAAAUGUGCCAAAGAACGACUGCAGAGUACGAGGUGGAACUUUCUCCCACAAAAGAGGAGAAGGAGCGACAACAUCAACUACUGGACGCAGUUUUCAAGGAACAUCAAGUUGUGUCACACAGAACAGACGUCCAGCAGCCCCCCCACAUUAAAGAGGAAGAGGAGGAUCUAUGGAUCACUCAGGAGGAAGAGUGUCUUCUCGGGCAGGAGGAGGCUGAUCUCACCAAGUUUCCACUGACUGUUGUCUCUGUGAAGACUGAAGACCAUGAAGAGAAACCACCUGAGUGCUCACAGCUUCAUCACAGUCCAAAUGUCCAGCUGCUUUGGCGUCAAGCAGAACCUCCCCCUCAGUUGCUGGAGGGGAGCUCCACAUUGAAACAGGAUGAUCCACAGCCCCCCCACAUUAAAGAGGAAGAGGAGGAACUCUGGACCACACAGGCUGAAGACCAUGAAGAGAAACCACCUGAGUCCUCCCAGCUUCAUCACAGUCCAGGCGAGGAGAUCCGAGCCGUGGAAUUUCCAAGCAUCAGCUCACCCAAACACAUAACAGAAGCCGAUGUGGACUACUGUGGAGGAUCACAAGCGGACAUCCUCUCAGCUCCACUGUCAGAUAUUGACGACACAACAACACAUGCUAAUGUAAAUAUAGAAUCACACACGAGAACACACUCGAGACAAAAACCUUUUGGUUGUUCUGUUUGUGCAAAAGGCUUCUUUAAAAGUUCGAAUUUGACUCAACACAUGAGAACGCACACAGGAGAAAAACCUUUCAGUUGUUCAGUUUGUGGUAAGAGAUUUGCUAAAAAAGACAACAUGCAAACACACACGAGAACGCACACAGGAGAAAAACCUUUCAGUUGUUCAGUUUGCAGUAAACAAUUUUAUGACAAAAGUAAUCUGCAAAAACAUAUUAGAACACACACAGGAGAAAAAACGUUUAAUUGUUCAGUUUGUCGUAAAAGAUUCUCUAACAAAAGUAAUAUGCAAAUACACAUGAUUAGAACACACGCAGGGGAAAAACUUUUUAGUUGUAUAGUGUGUGGCAAAAGAUAUUCUAACAAAAGUCAUCUGCAAGUACAUAUGCGAACGCACAAAGGAGAAAAACCUUUUAGUUGUUUAGUUUGUCGCAAAAGAUUCACGAAGAAAAGUAAUGUGAAAAUACACAUGAAAAAACAUUCCGGGGGAAACCUUUAUAGUUGUUCUGUUUGCACAAAAGAAUUCGUUAAAAACUCAAAUUUGACUCGACACAUGAGAACACACACAGGAGAAAAACAUUUCAGCUGUGCAGUCUGUAGUAAUAAAUUCUCUAGCAAGAGUAAUAUGCAAAUACACUUUAUGAGAAUACACACAGGAGGAAAAAACUUUUAGUUGUAUAUUGUGUGGCAAAAGAUAUUCUUACAAAAGUAAAAUGCAAAUACAUAUGAGAACGCACAGAGGAGAAAAACCUUCAAGUUGUUCAGUUUAUCACAAAAGAUUCACGAAGGAAAGUAAUGUGAAAAUACUAGGAGUGGGCAAAUUCAUGCGUUAAUUACGAGUUAACUCAUCAAUCUAUUAACGCUGACAAUUAUUUUAUCGCAUAUUUGCGUAUAUUGUUUACAUGCUUUUAUUUUGUUAACGCCUUUUCUUAACAAGAUGGCAUCUCCCGGAUGUACUUCGGCGUGGAGGGGCUCUUGGUAAAGAUGGAACAUUUGGCAAAAAUACCGGACAAUUCUGCAAAUUUCCUGGCUGGCUUACAGCGUGGUCACUCCGGGAUCACUUACGACCGCCAGACAAUUCUGAAUGUGGAUAGACCGGGCCGUUUUGGACUGAUAGACGCGUGCUUGCUAGACCGGCUAGCUAGCAUGGGAAUACUUUGCCGGCUACAUCCAGCGGCCUGUGAAGCAGCGGAGUAUAUGUGUUGUCUGUCUAUUUAGGAAUAAUGCAGACCAGGAGUGUUGGCUGAGUUCUUAACGUUUAUUUUCAGAGCGUGCAUAUCACAACAUACAAGAUGCCGUCAUGGCGACACAACCUAUACCGGGCUACCGCGCAUGCUCCUCACUCCUGUUGCAUGCUGGGUAGGGUAGUUCUUUUUUUCCCUGGCUCAUAACAUCACAAUAUAGUACCAUGUAUAUGAUGCCUUCAGUUUAUCAAAGCACCAAGCAAACAAUCGGAAAAUUCCCAUCAUAUCAAUUCCGAGAUAUGGUCAUAAUUAUUUUAAGUGCACUACGCAGAAUAAACACAACAUUAUUAAUAUUACUAGUAAGGAUAAUUUGAUCAAAAAUUCCCUAAAACAGCCCACUACCUAUAAUAUAAGUUUUUUAAACAUAAGAUCCCUGAUAAAAAAAAAUGUUUCUGCUGUUAACUCAGAAAUUGCCUGUUCAGAUGUUAUGAUUGUGGCUCAGAGAUUUGUAUGUAGAUUAUAUUUAUUUUCCAUAACAAACAGGAUAACUUAAAUACCCUGGCAGUGACAAUAAGCUUAAAUGUUUGUAUUUACAUUUUUUGAGUUGAUUUUCAUCAAAUAUGCUAUUUAACUGCUACUGUUUAACAAGGACUGAUUUAAAUUGUGUUUGCACAACACAUGUUUUGGCGCUUUUGUUCAUGUGGGAGAAUAUUCCAAUAAAGGUGCACUACACACUACUUUUGAAUUCAUUAUUGGGCUUUGCGUAUACAAUGCAGUUAAUCGCGAUUAAUCAGAGAAAAAGUGUGAUUAACUUUGAUUAAAAUCUUUAAUCGUUGCCCAGCCCUAGAAAAUACACAUGAAGAAACAUUCCCGGGAAAACCUUUUUAGUUGUUCCGUUUGCACAAAAGAAUUAGUUAAAAACUCAAAUUUGACUCGACACAUGAGAACACACACAGGAGAAAAACAUUUCAGUUGUUCAGUCUGUAGUAAUAAAUUCUCUAGCAAAAGUAAUAUGCAAAUACACUUUAUGACAGGGGUGUCCAAAACGCAGCCCGGAGGCCAUUUGCGGCCCGCAGGUCAUUUUUUAACGGCCCCACGGCACAUUUUAAAAUUACAAUUGAAAACAUUUCUAAACGUAAAAAUUAGGAGCAAACGGGUGAAAUGUGGCAAGAAAAUGUUGCAAUGUUUACUCUAAUAACACAAAGCUGCCAUGCAGGCUGUUUCUACUUUAAAAAAUAAUAAUGAAUCAAAAUCAAUGUCACUAUGAAUUAUUGACCUAUUCAAGGCUCCAAUUACGUCACGUUAAAUUUUCCACUUUGAGAUAUUUUUGGGGGAAAAUGUUGCAUAUUUUGUGUUUGCCAUAUAAAAAACUGAGCUGUUUUUUUUUUUUAAAGAAGGGCCUAAAAUGAACAAACAAAAAACAUAAACAAAAAUAAAAAUUAUAAUUGACGGAUAGAUCUGAAGUUGAUCUCGAUAUUAUUGUGUUAAAAGUAAACAGUAAAAAAAUUUAUAAUUUAUUUUUUAACACUUUAAUGAGUAGAACCCUUUUGGAUCCCCAAUAAUUUUAGUGAUUUGUUUUUAAGUGUCAUUGCUCAAAAAAUAAUAAUGAAUCAAAAUCAAUGUCAUUAUGAAUUAUUGACCUAUUCAAGGCUCCAAUUACGUCACGUUAAAUUUUCCACUUUGAGAUAUUUUUGGGGGAAAAUGUUGCAUAUUUUGUGUUUGCCAUAUAAAAAACUAAUGCUGUUUUUUUUUAAAAAGAAGGGCCUAAAAUGAACAAACAAAAAACAUAAACAACAAUAAAACUUAUAAUUGACGGAUAGAACUGAAGUUGAUCUCGAGAUUAUUGUGUUAAAAGUAAACAGUAAAAAAAAUUAUACUUUAUUUUUUAACACUUUAAUGAGUAGAACCCUUUCGGAUCCCCAAUAAUUUUAGUGUGAUUUGUUUUUAAGAGUCAUUGCUCAAAAAAUAAUAAUGAAUUAAAAUCAACGGGGUUAUGAGUUAUUGACCUUUUUAAUGCUCCAAUUAUUAUAUAAUCUCAAGUAUUCCACUUGAAAAAAAAUAUUGGGUGAUAAUAUUGCAUAUUUUGUGUUUUUUUUCCAUCAAAAAACAGGGUUUUCUUUGACAAAAAGAGCAUACAACUUAAAUCUUUAAAAUCAUUAUAUUGACAGAAGGACCUAAUGUUGAUAUGGAGAUUUAAAACUUGAAUAGUAAAACAAAAUAAUACUGAAUAAUGACACCCAUCCAUCCAUUUUCUACCGCUUAUUCCCUUUCGGGGUCGCGGGGGGCGCUGGCGCCUAUCUCAGCUACAAUCGGGCGGAAGGCAGGGUACACCCUGGACAAGUCGCUACCUCAUCGCAGUGAAUAAUGACACAUUUUUUAUACUUUUUUGACCAAAACCGUUGGGUUUUGGUCAAAAAAAUAUAAAAAAAUGGUAUAAAAUACAAAACCUUGAUCCUUUCAAUUACUGAAAAAAUGAAAUGGUUUGUAAUGAACGACAAAUAGUGUUUUUAAUGAUCCAUUAAAGAUAAUUGUUAGAAUAUUUCUCCUUUUUCACUAAAUGAAUAACUGGGACAAAAAAAUACACAACCUGUUCCAACGCCCACUCAGCAGUUUAGUUAGGGAUGUUUUCGUCCGAAAAUUGUCUCCGGUCCUCUUCCAUGUUGCCUGUAAUUGUGUACCAGUGGUUCUUCUUCUUUGACUUUGUCAGAUCACGUUUGUUCACGUGAGAUUUGGGACUUGGAGGACUAGAGUCUGGCUCGGUGAUGGAGCAGAAUUGUAAUAUAAGUGUUGAUGAGAUGGUAGCACACCACACUCAUAACUGUUGUCAGGUUCAAACAGCGAUGACAUCUAUUAAACAAGACAAGAAGCAAGGAAAUAAACAGAGACAGAAUUCUAUUUUGCUCAAUUUGUGGAGAGACGUGGGGACUGUACUCUCUGUACAGUCUUGCCCCAGGUUCACGUCUCCUCUUUUAUUUGAGUAUUCCCUGUUUACAGAACAUGUGUUUCUAAAGGAGCGGGGGUUAUGUACACGGCUCUUGUUUUUGGUCACAUUGACACGAAAGAAAAAGAUGCCUCGGGCUUUGGUUAGUCCUGGAUUCAGCUCGGGCUGCGGGCUAAGGUGUCCUGGUGCCGAGUGCACAUAUGGACACCCUUAUGUCUGAUUCCUGGACAUGCAAGUUUAUGUUUGAUAGUUAUCUUUUGUACAUUUUUUGUCCUUG
This is a messenger RNA of Nerophis ophidion (straightnose pipefish), 5389 nucleotides long. RefSeq names its product zinc finger protein OZF-like. Gene Ontology annotation, biological process: regulation of cytokine production; negative regulation of transcription by RNA polymerase II; regulation of immune system process. The transcript is spliced from 4 exons. NCBI's taxonomy places the organism in Eukaryota, Metazoa, Chordata, Actinopteri, Syngnathiformes, Syngnathidae. The record is from RefSeq and is a predicted model, not a curated record. Bases 296 to 1660 code for a protein of 454 amino acids.